Paramormyrops kingsleyae is the source of this 3826-nucleotide messenger RNA. RefSeq names its product WD repeat-containing protein 37-like. The record is from RefSeq and is a predicted model, not a curated record. Gene Ontology annotation, molecular function: protein binding. Lineage: Eukaryota; Metazoa; Chordata; Actinopteri; Osteoglossiformes; Mormyridae.
ACAGAUGCACGUCACGUGACAUAGAGGGCAAGUCGCGCUGACACGGGUGGAAAAGUAACGUCAAAACGGGAGAUGGCGUACCAUUGCAAUCGCAGAAUGCCUACCCGAAGGACACACUUGACUUUUUAUUUUUCUGCAGCCACCAAGACAGUAUUUUAGAUCGGGGUUUAACGUUUGGGCGUAGGAGUUUGUUUCUCUGCUUUUUGCGGAGGCCGGCGCUGAGGAGUUAUGCCCGUUGAAGGUGGGAGCGCGGGGGGCGGCGGGGGCGUCCGCAGAGCCAAGCAGAAGCGCAAGUCGCACAGCCUCUCCAUCCGCAGGACCAACAGCACGGAGCAGGAGCGUCCGGGGACGCUGAGGGACGCCGUGGACGCGCAGCCCACUGGAAUACAAUAUUCCGGGAACAACUUACCCCUCAGAAUGGAGGAUUCUAAGCUACCCAUGUCUGUCCGAAGCAAUCUUCUGGAUCUCUUCGGCCAGAUCGAGAGAGAGUUUGAAAACCUCUACAUUGAAAACAUCGAGUUGCGCCGGGAAAUCGAUACGCUGAACGACAGACUGUCAGCGGAUGGACAAACUGUCGAUGGGGGAGACCUGACCAAGGGCGCUUUGAAAACGAAAGCGAGUCACAGCACCAGCCAGCUCUCUCAGAAACUGAAGACCACGUACAAAGCAUCCACAAGCAAGCGAUCACAUUCUUUCCAUGGCAAAGUAGGUGGACCACGCAACUUCAGUGUGGGAAACUGGGAGUUGUGGGGUGACUCAUGGGUAACGGAUCGUCUUCCCCGUGUACCAAUCGUGUCCAGCUUCAAGGCCACCACCAGCCGGGCUGUGUGUCAGCUGGUGAGGGAGUAUGUGGGUCACCGCGACGGGAUUUGGGAUGUCGGCGUUACCCGCACUGCGCCCGUGGUCCUGGGCACCGCCUCGGCAGACCACAGUGCCAUGCUGUGGAGCAUCGAGACGGGGAAGUGCCUCCUGAAAUACAUUGGCCACGCCGGCUCAGUGAACUCAAUUAAGUUUCAUCCCACUGAGCAGAUGGCUCUAACAGCCUCGGGGGACCAGACGGCUCACAUCUGGAGGUACAUGGUGCAGCUGCCCAUGGCCGCCCCCGUGCCGGAAGUCAGCGCGCCCUGCGAUGAGGAGGUUGACUUCUCAGACAAAGAUGAGGUGGAGGGGGACCCCGACGGUCCCAGCGAGUGUCCCACGCUGCGGCUGGCCUCCGCCACGCUCAGGAGCCACCAGGGCGUGGUGAUCUGCGCCGACUGGCUGGUGGGGGGCAAGCAGGCGGUCACCGCCUCCUGGGACCGGGCCGCCAACCUGUACGACGUGGAAACGUCCGAGCUGGUCCACUCGCUGACGGGGCAUGACCAGGAGCUGACGCACUGCUGCACCCACCCUACCCAGCGCCUGGUAGUCACCUCCUCCCGGGACACCACCUUCCGGCUGUGGGACUUCAGGGAUCCUUCCAUCCACUCUGUCAACGUCUUCCAGGGACACACAGACACUGUGACAUCUGCCGUCUUCACAAUGAGCGACAAUGUGGUCUCAGGCAGCGAUGAUCGCACCGUGAAGGUGUGGGAUCUGAAGAACAUGAGGUCUCCAAUAGCAACCAUCCGCACUGACUCCGCCGUUAACCGGAUCAGUGUCUCUGUGGGACAGCGGCUCAUUGCCCUCCCACACGACAAUCGGCAGGUCAGGCUCUUCGACAUGGCUGGAGUCCGAUUGGCCCGCCUGCCCCGCAGUAACCGACAGGGGCACCGACGCAUGGUGUGCUGCACAGCCUGGAGCGAGGACAACCCCUCCUGCAACCUGUUCACCUGCGGCUUUGACCGACAGGCCAUUGGCUGGAACAUCAACAUCCCGGCUCUGCUGCAGGAGAAGUGAGACGCUGGCCCGGGAUCACAGGAGAGAGGACUCCCUGCCCCGCUGCCUUGAUUAGAACUUGCCCAAAUGCGAGAACUUCUGCACCUUUGUUUUCAUUCAAUAUCUUUUUUUUUUCUUUGUCUACUGUUGAAAAGAGUGGUAGAAUGUUGUAUGAGGGUGUAUUUUUCUAGAAAGCAGAUCAGCUGAUGAUGAUGAUGAUGACAUUAAACGACGGCUCGGAUGCUCUGUACAGAGUCGUGGUCUUCGUUGCGCUGGUGCUGUGCGGCACAGUCUGUCCUGAAUUUCCACGCACUGUGCAUCCAGACUGUGCACCGCAGUGCCAGCAGGAUCCCGGGCUCGCCGCUGGGUCCCCGACAGUAUCGCAGCAAUCGGCGUCACAGUUUCAUGGUAGGCGACCCGUUACGCGGCUUCUGUUACGAGACGCCUGGCCUGAGCUUAUGUGGCGGUAGACUCCACAGCUCCCCCUGCAGGGGAGAAUUGGACCGGAUAGCUAGUAGUCACCUCCUCGCUCAAGCGUUGAGGAACCAACAAAUGUGUGGUCUGGUGUGGAUAGUUAGUGAGGACCCACCUUGGCGUAACAGGGUGGUAUAUAAUGCAACUACUUCAGCAGACUCACCGCUGCUGAGUGUGUCUAUGGUGUUACAUCUUUGAUUUACUUGAAAGGGAAAAAAAUGCUUUGGAUGCUAACUGAACCACAGCGACAUUCUGACCAGAUGGUGUGAGUCCUGUUCUUCUCCCUCCACUCACUGGGGCCCCCCCCCCACUGCUAUGCCUGUGAACAGUGUACUUGGGUAUCGUCGCGGUGACGGCCGGAACUUUUCUGUGUAGCUUUAGUGUCUUUCAACAUGCUUCUGUAAAGAGAGGUCUGUAUUAAACACAUCCGUCACAGUAACAUCGCUGAGGUCACUUUGUACAGUUCUCAUUCAAGGAGACGUAGUAAUAUUCUGCUGUAACAUUCUGAAGAGAUAUUAACCGGACACUGAGGCAAUAUAUAAAUAUAUAUUUAUUUUUAAUACACAGAAAAUGUUUGAAGGGGAAAAGCCCCAAAUAUGCAUCGCACCUGUCGUAUCAGUUAGCCUUAGGAAUAAUUUUGUCGUCUCUUGAUAUAUGCAUGUGUUUGUGAAGGUGACAGUCAGUGUAGUCUUGGUGAGCUGUGACAGUCCCUCGUAAUCAAAUCUCCGCUGGUUUUGCGGGAUUAGCAGCUGUGUAAAUAUCUGCUCUUUGAGCUGAAUGAAAAGCGCGCAGAGGCUUUUCAAUGCUGUUUUUUUUUUUGUGUUUAGACACGUUUUAUUUCACAAGUUUGGUUUGCUGUCAUUUUCUGUCAGUAUUUUAUUGGGUUUAUGUGCUGUUUACUGCAUUUUUAUGACCAUUUAUAUGAAACUUUACAAGGUCUAAGUUGAUCUUUGUCAUUUUUCAAUGAUGUGCACAGUUCCUCCGCUCCAUUAUAAUGUUACAAAAAAUGUGUUUUGUAAGCCUUGUAUGUUUUAAAGAAAGAUGGGUGUGGAGGUAUUUGAGUCUGGGAAUGUGCUUUUAUAUUGUAUUUGUAAUCAGGAUGACAUUAGAUACAAGGUUAUGUCUGUCACAAGCUGCUGUUUGUAGCUGUGAGUUCUGCAUGCUGUAUACUCUUGUAGCAGUUGUGAAUCUGAACAUUUACCUUGUUCCCUGUUGAAUGCUGACUGGGUGAAGAUAUUUUCAUACUCAGGUUUUCGUGUGUAUUUCGUUUGGACUGCCCGUUCAGUGUUGUUCCCAUUGUAGCCACAGUCCAGCAACACAUGGAUGUCUGUAUGUCUCUGGACACAUUAAAUAUUUUCCCCUGGAAAUGUUCUGUCUGUGAGUGCAGGGAAUGUUAUGCUGUUUGCCUCUCAGUCAGUUUAAGAACAGCAUUUAGGAGGAAGGAUCACAUGAUCACCAGAAGCUUGGCUAAUCAAAUAAAAUGUCACUUGAAGUC